This is a messenger RNA of Drosophila eugracilis, 4823 nucleotides long. RefSeq lists its product as uncharacterized. The transcript is spliced from 6 exons. The record is from RefSeq and is a predicted model, not a curated record. Gene Ontology annotation, molecular function: DNA-binding transcription factor activity, RNA polymerase II-specific; RNA polymerase II cis-regulatory region sequence-specific DNA binding. Gene Ontology annotation, biological process: chromatin remodeling; regulation of transcription by RNA polymerase II. Lineage: Eukaryota; Metazoa; Arthropoda; Insecta; Diptera; Drosophilidae. Bases 697 to 3756 code for a protein of 1019 amino acids.
CCAAGAGAGGAUGUCUUGACGCGCGUCCGCUCACCAAUACUUUGCGAAACCCAGCGAGGAGAGUCCCCACAGAGAGAGCCAGAUCAGUCCGGAGCCCAAGGACUCGACUCGGCCAAGAACAAGCACUUACAUCGUCAUCCAAUUGCCCAAGGGAAAUCCGAAACGUGAACGCUCCGCUGGAUUUGCGAUAGCCGCAUUCGCCGCAUUUGAUACGCUGCCAAUCCUGGUGGUGACGCAGCGACGCGAUCAGCUCCCGAUUUCAUGGCACUAAUGAUGUCGCGUCGCCCACAACAACAACAACAACAACAGCAGCAACAUCUUCUCGAGCCACUGCAACAGCAUCCACUUGAACUAGCGUCAUCGAAUCCGUUCCAAAAGGAAACGCGCGUUUCACCUGAGCGUCUGUGCGGUUGCGCGUGUGUGUGUGCCUGUGUCUAAUUCGCGUUAACGCGUCACUAAACAAAAGAGAAGAAAAUAAUUAUUAAUUAAAAGUAAAUAAUAAUAAUCAAAUCAAGAAGUAUAUACCCCGAUCGAAUGCGAAAUCGAGCUGCCCUUAUCGCGGUUACAAAUUGCAAUCAAACAAAUCACAGCGAACCAUCCAAAUUGCAAUUAAUGCCAAAGCGCGCCUGCAUCUGGCCAUAAAAGAAAUACGUUAACAGUCGAGUCCAGUGAUUAGAACUUUGUAACGCCACCGAGAUGGACUUCCAGAGCGCCAUGGAGACCUUUGCCGAGGCCUGGGUGGCCGCCAAUGCCGGUCAGCAGAGCCAGGCCUUGGCCUUAACCAGAGCUGCCAACGCGGCCGCCGUUGUGGCCGCGGCCAAUGCCAAAUCCCCGAACGCCUCCUCCGCCUCAGCCAGUCUGGCGGAUCUGGCUGUCAAGAAGGAGCACUCAUUGUCGCCACCCCACAGCGUGGUCGUGGCUGGUGAGGAUCAGCAUCGAAGAUCCUCGUUACAGGGUGUCCAGGAGAAGCUUACUCAGUUGCAGAUGCAGCAGCAACAUCACCAGCAGCAACAGCAGCAGCAACAGCAACAGCAGCAACACCAUCUUCAUCUUCAGCAGCAUCAGCAGCAGUCGCAGCAGGCGGCAGGAGUGGGUGGCGAAGUUGCCGGACGCAGGUCCUCCGAUGGCACACCACCAACUGCCCAUCCCACUCAGAACUCAGAAGGACAGGCGCUCUCCUCCUCCACAGCCUCAUCUAGUCAGAAUGCCACCCCCAAGAGCGAUCGGGAGAGAGAGCGGGAGAGGGAGAGGGAGAGGGAGCGGGAUCGGGAGGAGCGAGUGGAGCGGGGCAGCAUUUCCUGCCUCCCACCGGCCGCCCUUGGCAUGGCCGUGGGCGUCCAGCAGGCCCAGCAGCAGGCGGAGAAGCUCCUCAGCCAUCCGGCCUUGGACUCGCGACGGGAGUUCGACGUCAGCAAAGUGAAUCCCAAAUCACUUCCACUUCACUGUGUGGUGGAGUCGGUGCACUCGCUGCACGCCUCGCUCACCAUCGACACUCGCCAGCCGUGGAAGCGGCGGCCCAACAUCGAGACGGACAGCUAUGUGAUCAUAGCCGCGGCCACGCCCUGGAGCGAGAUUGUCCAGACGGCCCUCCAGAGGCUGGGCUACUCCCAGGAGGUGGCCAACACAGCCAGAGGCUCUUUAAUCAUCAAACAUUGGAAACCCAUACCCUUAGAGCAAAUAUCGGACAACCCAGCAGUUCCUGUCAGCGAUAUAGUGGGUGAACUGACCUCGGUGAUCACCCUGAGGAUCGUAAUCCUGCGGCCGAAGACCUCGCCCUUCGGGGAGAUCAAGGACAAGCUGCUCAAGCUGCUGGUGCUGCAGUCACAUGCGGUACUCCGCUCCACAGGAUGUCCGCUGGAUGAGGUCACGCUAUCCCAAAUCUGCCGUAGUUCCCACCAGAACACUUACGCCCUGCCCGGCGGAGAGAUCUCCGAUGACCUGCGUCGUAAGUUCGACCAAUGGUGGUCCAACCAACUCUCCCCUCAGGCAGCAGCCAUGGCACCCAAGAUGCUUCCCUUCAUGACGGGUCCAUCGGCAGUUCCUGUACCCGUGGCAGUGCCCGGUGAGAUGGACUUUCCAGUGGGCACCGCCAUGGCAGCGGCAGCUGCUGCUGCGGCACAUGCUGCCGCUGCAGGUGGCGCUGCUGGAGGUAAUCCCUUGGGAUCCAUGGGAAGUCGGGAAAGCCUAUUGCUGGCCAACGAGGCUGCUCAUCAUCCAGGCGCAGGGCAGGCUCCGGGACCAGGACAUCACGCCAACAUGCUAGUGCAUCCGAUGCACGCCUCCAUGCACCACCAUCACCAUCAUGGCGGCGGUGGAGGCCAUGGUCCUCCGUAUCCCAACCAGAAGACUCGCAUGCGCACCAGCUUCGACCCUGAGAUGGAACUGCCAAAGCUGCAGAAGUGGUUCGCCGAUAAUCCGCAUCCCUCGCGGCAGCAGAUCCAGACAUACGUGGUCCAGCUGAAUGCCUUGGAGUCGCGACGUGGCCGGAAGCCACUGGAUGUGAACAACGUGGUUUACUGGUUCAAGAAUGCUCGGGCAGCACAGAAGCGGGCUGAGAUGAGGGGUGGGAGUUUGGGGAGUGCGAUGAGUGCCCUGGGGCAUGCCGCCAUGAACGGCUAUCUGAGCCAGCAUGCCCCUUUGGGCCAGAACUCCAGCAGCAGUGCUGGCAGCCAGCCGAUGAGCAUGGGCAACUUGUCCAUGUCGCACGAUUAUCUGAAGAGUCCGCUCAGCCUGAAGUCGGAGGACAUUGACACCAUCUCGCAGCACUCGGAUGACAUGGAUGACGAGCAGAGCAGGCCAAACACUCCACAGUUGCCCCUCUCCUUGACCACUCAUGAGCGAAAUCGCAGUUCGCCGCUGAUGGACGAUGAUGAAGAGGAGGCGGGGGAGCAGCAGCAGCAGCAGGAGGCCAAAAGCGAUUUAAUGAAUGGCAGUUUGAACGACGAGGAUAGGCAUGAGAAGUCGCGGGAUGAACUGCAGGACAACGAAAAGGAGAACUCCAGCGCGGAGGAUCGUCAUCAGGAUGGAGACGCCCAGAUGGAGGCCAACUCCAACCUUAACAACAACAACCACAACAACAGCAGCUCGCACAACGACCAGGAAGUGACCUCCACCCCCAAACGGUCUACGCCCAAGGAGGAGGACGACGACUUAGACAUGGAUGAGGACGAAGAGGAUAAUGAGAAUGAUGCCAGCCAUCUGGAUGAAUUUCGUUCCCCUUCGCCGGAUCUAGCUGGUGGCGUUGUCCCGCACAAGGACCAACUGCCCUUUCCCAUGGUUCCCAACUCGAUGUUCUCGCAGUCCUUCAUGUACAUGAGCCACUACAUCCCGGCCUUUGGCCAAGCGGCCGCCGGUCAUCCGCAUCAUCACGCUGCAGCAGCAGCGGCAGCUGCCGGUAUCCAGCCAAACGCCUUGAUGGGCGGCGGCGGACUCAAUCUGUCGAGCAUCUCAAACGAGGAGCGCCGGAAGCGGAACCGCACCUUCAUCGAUCCAGUGACCGAGGUGCCCAAGCUGGAGCAGUGGUUCGCCAUGAACACGCAUCCCUCGCACAACCUGAUCCUCAAGUACACCGAGGACCUGAACACCAUGCCAUAUAGGCAAAAGUUCCCGCGUCUGGAGAGCAAGAAUGUCCAGUUCUGGUUCAAGAAUCGAAGGGCCAAGUGCAAACGGCUCAAGAUGUCGCUGUACGACAGCAACCAGUGCGCCCAGCUGGGUGGACUCGGCUCUUUUGUGCCCAAGUACGAGGAGAGGGACUAGAAUGGAAUCCCUUCCGGAGUUUGAAAUCAAAACUAGCAGCAUUUUGUCUUGUAAAUAGAUUAACGAGAGACACACAAACAGAACCCAAUUUAAGCAGCUCAAAUCGCCGGCUGCAGCUAUGACAAAUACUAUACCAUAUACGAUAGCUCAUAACUAUGUAAUCCCCUAGUUUAGUCAACUCUAAGUAUUAUAGAACGAGAACUUACCCAGUUACGCGUUACCAGUUGCCUCCUGGGCGGGCAUCUAGCGAAAAUUAGAGCAAAUAGAUAAAGCCACUUUACGGAUAAUACGAUCUUGCAUGAACCAGUAUGACUAACUUAUAGCUGGGCCGAGCCCCAGAGAACUCUAUCUUGAACCCUAUCCAGUAUACAGCUCUCUGCACCUAUUUCUACCUAGUAAUUAGCUAUAUACGAGUAUAUAGAAUGAGGGCGGCACGACUAAGGGCCAGCCCGUUAAGGAUAAGCAAACCAAAGAAAGCCAAUUUUCGAGAAACGUAGUCGUAGGAGCGGUCUACGAUCUGUAUAUAAUGUUAUUCUAGGUACGCCUUCUUUGUUUCGGCUUUAGUUGCAUUCGUAUCUGCAGUUUAAGUUACGGUUUAAGUUUAAGUUUGAGUUGUACCAGUACCAGUACUAGUUUAGUUAUCCUGCCUUAUUUCUGAAAUGAUUCCCCUCCCCCGCCUAGCACACAUCCCUUUCGAUCCAUGCACACGGAUAUCGCAUAUAGAAUGUAUAACAUACAACUCGUUGCUGUCGAAUGUCGAAGUCUUGGUAUCUAAUACCAACCAACAACCCCCAAACACUCUGGCCGCCCAAUCAGCUUCGGUUCGGACGAAUCCUUUUUGUUGCCAGCCACUCCACUUUGAUGGAAACUCGUAACUAAAUCUACACUGAAAUAAAAUGUUUUAUAAAUUGUUCCACUAGUUUCGUAAGCCUUCAGAUAGAUAAUAAACUUAAUUCAAAUAAUAUUGUAAUUUAUUGCAAGCAUCAAUACGCCCUCACACACACACACGCAGACAAGUAACACACAGACAGACACACAGCGAAACACAUCCACACACAUCUUUAUAU